Messenger RNA from Saccoglossus kowalevskii, 1382 nucleotides. Its product is annotated as zinc finger protein 251-like. NCBI's taxonomy places the organism in Eukaryota, Metazoa, Hemichordata, Enteropneusta, Harrimaniidae. The record is from RefSeq and is a predicted model, not a curated record.
GUAUAAAGGGAACUGAAAUGGAUGAGGGGACUUCAUCCAUGCCCAAAGCAGAAGAGAACAUUGAUUUGAUUAUUGAAACAGCAGAAUUUGAUGGAAGUGGUAUGAGAUAUGAUACUAGUAUGUUCGGUCCUAAGACUCAUCAAUGUGAAGUAUGUGGUUAUGUGGCUAGUAAUCAUGGAUGCCUUGUAAUACAUAGAAGAACCCAUACUGGUGAAAAACCAUUCAGGUGUGAUCAGUGUGACUAUGCAUCAACGCGGAAAGGGAAUUUAGUCAGACACAAAGAGAUUCAUACUGAGAAUAAAGCAAUGUGUGCUGUAUGUCAUAUGAUGUUGAAGUCUGUCAAUUUGAAAAGACAUUAUAAAAUAAGACACCCUGAGAUUCCAAUUCCUGAUAAUUUUGGUGACAUGAUUGUGUUUGAUAAUACCUCGCAAGGCAUGGUAUGGUCAAGUUCAAAUGAAAUCACAGAUGGCAGUGAUCAUGGUAGUUUUGUUAUUGAAGAUGUCCGGACUGUCCAAAGUACCAAUUAUGCAGGAAAUGAAAGUAAUCAUGUGGACCAUUUCAAUAAAGGACUAUACAAUCCCAGUAUUGCUUCAGAUUCAGAACGGUCCCUCGUUUUAAAUAUCAACAAUGGAGUUAUUACUAGAGAAGCAUAUGAAGAUAUGCCAUCACAUCAUGCACAUAUGCGAGAAACCAGUCAUAAUUACAUUGAAAAUGCAGCUACUGUUAGAAAUAUGGCUAAUGUCCAUAGUAGACCUUUAUUAUCUGAAAGAUUCAUGGGUAACCCUGAAUGCAGCAAGUCUAGUUUUGCUGCAACAAGCAAUCAAAUAAAUUGUACUGCAACUGCUAUGACCAGAGAGUCAACACCACCAUACAGUACAACGUUUGUGUGAUUUACCGCAAGAAUUUCAUAAUGGGUUGCUUUGUGAAACUGCCUUAGCUUUUCUCAAAGUUCAUAUGUCAAGUUGUAGCUGUUGUGGACAGAAAAAGAAGAAAGCACAAGUGGAUAAAGAAAAAGGACAUGAGGAGCAAUCAUCGUCGGCGAAGAGAGUGAAAGAGAAGCAGGUCAGGGUGACCCUCUUAUGAAAGGCCAACAUAACACAAAGAAUGGGAAAGAACCAAUGUUGAAUCAAAAUAACCAAACUAGUCAAGAUUCAGAUCCUUAUUUCCUCAGACGCUGGGGAGUUACAUCCAAGAUUCAUGAAAAACAACAAGGUAAACAAAUCCGUACACAAAGCAGGGACCUAGAAGACCAAGUUUCAACAUUUGAAACUAAACAGAGAACAAGUGGUAAUAAAAUGGAAGUCAUUAAUUCUGCUUCUAAACUUCAUCACCAGAAAGACACCUCCACUACUGUUGACAACAGCUCAAAUAAAAUUAUUGCU